Molecule: messenger RNA, 1134 nt
Organism: Penicillium oxalicum
Lineage: Eukaryota; Fungi; Ascomycota; Eurotiomycetes; Eurotiales; Aspergillaceae
Gene: aspA
Exons: 6
Coding region: 1-1134 (377 amino acids)
Biological process (GO): cytoskeleton-dependent cytokinesis
Cellular component (GO): septin ring; cytosol; cell division site
Molecular function (GO): GTP binding; molecular adaptor activity; GTPase activity
Source: RefSeq, a predicted model, not a curated record
AUGUCGUCGGCCCUCAACGCGCAUCAGAUCCGUCGCAAGAAGAAUGUCAAGAAGGGAAUUCAGUUCUGUUUGAUGGUGUGCGGCGCCAGCGGAACGGGGCGCACAACUUUUGUAAACACUCUGUGUGGAAAGACAGUGCUUGAGGGCAAGGAAUCCGACGACCCAGAGCAUGCCCACGUCGAGGAGGGUGUUCGCAUCAAGCCCGUCACUGUUGAGCUCGAAUUGGACGAUGAGGGAACUCGAAUCUCUCUGACCGUUGUUGAUACCCCCGGAUUUGGUGAUCAGAUCGACAAUGAGGCAAGGCAUGUGGACAUUCAGCGCCAGUACGAUGACAUUCUCGCGGAGGAGUCUCGCAUCAAGCGUAACCCACGCUUCAGGGACAACCGGGUUCACGUUCUGCUCUACUUUAUCACACCCACCGGCCACGGUCUUCGCGAGCUCGACAUUGAAUUGAUGAAACGCCUCUCUCCCCGUGUCAACGUGAUCCCCGUCAUCGGCAAGGCCGAUUCUCUCACCCCCGCAGAGCUGGCUGAGUCCAAAAAAUUGAUUAUGGAAGAUAUUGAACACUACCGCAUCCCUGUUUACAACUUCCCUUACGACAUCGAGGAGGACGAUGAGGACACCGUGGAGGAGAACGCCGAACUUCGUGGAUUGAUGCCCUUCGCCAUUGUGGGAUCUGAAGACUUUGUGGACAUUGAUGACCGAAAAGUGCGCGCCCGACAGUACCCGUGGGGUGUGGUUGAGGUCGAGAACCCCCGACACUCCGACUUUUUGGCCAUCCGAAGCGCCCUCCUUCACAGCCACUUGGCAGAUCUCAAGGAGAUCACCCACGACUUCCUUUACGAAAACUACCGUACCGAGAAGCUGAGCAAGAGUGUGGACGGCGGUCUAUCUGGCAUGGACUCUUCCAUGAACCCUGAGGACCUCGCCUCUCAGUCCGUGCGCUUGAAGGAGGAGCAGCUCCGUCGUGAGGAAGAGAAGCUGCGCGAGAUUGAGCUCAAGGUGCAGCGUGAGAUUGCCGAGAAGCGACAGGAGCUUCUGGCCCGUGAGAGCCAGCUCAGAGAGAUUGAGGCCCGCAUGGCCCGCGAGGCCAGCCAAAGCAAUGUCAGCGAAGCCCCGACUGGGGAGGCUUGA